Molecule: messenger RNA, 861 nt
Organism: Prunus armeniaca (apricot)
Lineage: Eukaryota; Viridiplantae; Streptophyta; Magnoliopsida; Rosales; Rosaceae
Source: the annotation of a GenBank genome assembly
AUGGCACAAGAAGUUGUAAAUUCAGAUGAGGUUGUUCUUGGAGAAGAAAUAGACCAUGUGAGGUUGAUCACCUUGAACAGGCCUCGUCAUUUGAAUGUCAUCUCAUCAAAAGUCGUUUCUUCGCUAGCAGAAUACUUGGGAAAGUGGGAAAAAGAUGAUAAAGCUAAGCUUGGAUCGGGUCGAGCUUUUUCAGCUGGUGGGGACUUGAAGAUGUUCUAUGAUGGCAGGAACUCAAAGGAUUCCUGCCUUGAAGUGGCUUACAGAAUGUAUUGGCUUGGCUAUCACAUUCAUACUUAUAAGAAAAACCCAGGUGGCUCUGGUCCAUGGAAUUUCAAUGGUUGGAGGCGCAUCUUUAAUGGUCCCAAUGAAGUUCUCGGUAGUCACAGAAAAAACUGUGAGUAUGAAUAUGAUCCUAGUGGGAUGUUUAUAGAAACAUGUCUAUCUUUAGUAUUUGCAUCUCCGGAAGCUAGUAUUGGCUUUCAUACUGAUUGUGGUUUCUCAUAUGUAUCCCAUCUUCCUGGGCAUCUCGGGGAGUUCUUUGCCUUAACAGGAGCAAGACUGAAUGGUAAGGAAUUGGUUGCAGCUGGAUUGGCAAACCAUUUUGUCCCUCUUGAGAAAUUAUCUGAUCUAGAGAAGCGUUUGAUAAGCUUAAACUCUGGAGAUGAGAAUGCAGUCAAAGCUGCGAUUGAAGAAUUUGCAGUGGAAGUCCAGCCCGAUGAAGAAAGUGUUUUAAACAAGCAGUCAAUAAUUGAUGAGUGCUUCUCCAAAGAUACAUCACAGGAUAAGGAAAGGUCUGAUACCAGCUGGUUAUGUCACUGUCAGGGUCGGAUUAGCUCUUGGAGAGUUGCGAAAGGAAAAUAA